This is a messenger RNA of Dreissena polymorpha, 7076 nucleotides long. RefSeq names its product DENN domain-containing protein 3-like. Gene Ontology annotation, biological process: regulation of Rab protein signal transduction. The transcript has 32 exons. Lineage: Eukaryota; Metazoa; Mollusca; Bivalvia; Myida; Dreissenidae. Gene Ontology annotation, cellular component: cytoplasmic vesicle. The record is from RefSeq and is a predicted model, not a curated record. Gene Ontology annotation, molecular function: protein binding. Bases 270 to 4205 code for a protein of 1311 amino acids.
UACGUAUUUAUUAUUAUCGACAUCGUGGCUUAUCUAGAUUCACGUGACCCACGUAUGAGUUCAAGUAUUCGUUAAUAUUCAACUCAAGUUAUGGCUUAAUAUAAUGUUAUCUUCUUAUUUAUGAGGUUCGUGCUUGUAAAUAGUGUGCAUUUUAAACUGAGAUGUAAAUUGAAGAUGACUUUCGUUAGGACAUUGCCUUGAAAUUUAUUUAAUAAGGAUAUAUUCCAGCUAUUCUGUACUGUUUGAGCCUGUAGGGUGCCUGAAGACUGAUGGCGUCUGUUCUCAUCCCCAACUGUCUGGCAGACGUGGUGCUACUGGUGGGAGUCAACCAUCUGACUGGGCUCAACCCUGCCUCAACUGAGAUGGGCAGUUCUGUGAAGGUCAGUUUGGAGCAGGAGUUUGAGGCGCAUGUCCUUACAGUGAUCAGCGCGACAGACAUGGUCAGCUUCUUCCCCUUCAUUCAGCGCGUGAAGAAAUACCCACCACAGCCUGCCAAUAAAUCGUGGACAGUGAGUAGUGAUGAAAGAGAAAGCAGUGCUGAAACCAUCAAUAAGCGACCCAUGAUGGUGAACUACUCUGGCCCUGAGAUGAGCCUGAGGAUACAUCGCAGCCCUGUGGAUAACCAGAAGGUCUUCACACGGCAUCUGUCCAUGUAUCACAUUGCGGAUGGGGCAACCCCUGUACCCCUCCCUAAACUUCCCAUCUGUGAUGAAGUGAUCAAGUCAAUUCCUACAUUCUGUUUUCCGGAUGGAUUAAAGAUAUUUCAGCAGAAGCCGGACAAUGUGACGCAUUGUUUUGUGCUCACGGAUAUGUCUGGAAGGCGGUCGUUUGCUGCAUGCUUGACUUUCUAUCGUCCAUUCUUUGUUUUGGAGGACACUGAAGGUAACAUCUACGUUGAGGCCAGCAGCAAGCAAGCCAUGAAUACCAGCUCGAAUGGCAAAGGUGGGGGGAAGGACAAAGGCAAGCAGAACGUAGACUCCAUGAAGGACAAAGGCAAGCAGAACGGAGACUCCAUCUACUAUCUUCCCCACUGCUUUGUCAUCAUCUCAAAGUACCCCUACUAUACGACGCUCAAAGAGUGUCUGUCUAGUUUGCUGACAUACACGGAGCGAGAUCCAGAAGAGAUGACAACUUUCCUGAUGGAGUAUUCCAACAUUCUGACACACACCGUUGUCCCUCCGGCUGGUAACCUUGCUGUGCGUAUCAACCUGUACCAGCUUCCUGUUACGCUAGUUCCAUCGCUGCACGCGGAUCGUCCUGUCAUAGACCUGCCCCUACAUCUGGCCUUUCAGUGUUUCGGCAUUGAUGAGUUCCUGAAAGUCCUCUCAUGCAUUUUGCUGGAAGAGCGCAUUGUCUUCUUGUCAUCCAAUUACUCGCUUCUUACAGUUGUUAUGGAGACAAUGCUGACGCUGAUACUUCCACUGAAGUGGCGCUUUACCUACUCCACAAUUCUGCCUUCCAUUGCCCUGGGUUACCUAGAGUCGCCAGGAACAUUCAUGUACGGUGUCCACUCCAAACACAAGCAUCAAGUCAGACAGGUUGAAGGGUUGGUGUUGGUAGACAUUGAUCAGGGAACAAUAGAAAUCAACGCAGACUCGGAUACGGAAAGCGACCCGGAAAUUAUCCCACUGCCAAGAGAGAUAACUGAGGGCUUCCGGCGAAAAUGGUCACAACUCAAGGCACAGUUUGAGCUUCAAGAUACGAAACGACCGUUUUGCUACAACAUGGAAGAACUACGGGAGUCAACACAACACAGAAUCUGGAAGCAAAACAGGGUGAUUGCCCAUGCUGGGCUAGAAUUUAUGGUCACCUUGUUUAGAGAUGUCGUGCAGUCACUGAACCUGAAACAUCACCUGUUUGACUCAGAAGAAUUUCUCAAACAAAAGAACGACGACCCUUUCUACAAAAGGUUAUUCAAGACGGACAUGUUCAAGGUAUUUCUGGAAGAGAGAAUGACGGAGAAGACCGAUUACUUCUCAGAGUUUCUGUUAAAAACAAAAGGCUUUUCCUCCAGACCCGUGGCAGGAAUGGGCAGGAGGCACAGCAGCGCCCAAUCCAUCUCCAGUAUCCAAGAAGUGCCCGUAGAGAAACGUGUUAUCGGCACGUUUGACAUGCCAGACCUCGCUGAAAUCACCGAGUACAUCAAGAAGACUGAAGAGAAACUGCGACGAGAACUGACAGAAGCCAACAAGUCUGACGACAAGUCCUCACUUCUCUACAUCCUGUCUUUGCUGUGCGUAGCCAAGGGUGACAAGAUGGCAGCCAUUGAACACCUGAUUAAAGUUGCUGAGAUAAAUUACAGGAUCCUUCCUACAGAAGUGUUGUUCAGUUUAUAUUCGGAAAUGACGGACACAGAGAAGGUUGCUAUGAAGAAGAAGACGGGUCACAAGCUGCUGGAGGACGCCGUACAGAGUUACGAGAGACAGGAGAGACACACUCGAGAGCACGGGAUCAUCCGUAUGGACCCUAUACCCAUGCCGGACAAAGAUCUUAGUGAUACGGAGUUCGAACGGAUAUUGACAGAGAAGAAGAUAUCUCACGAUUUUCAGAUCAUCGAAGUGUUGUUCCAAAAUCUAAAGGACCCUGAAACCCAUCUGGUCCCAAAGGACAUCUUCAAAUAUCUUGUUGACUUCUGGGUAGAAAACCAGGUCAAGUGCUCACAGGUGAAAAUCGACGAAGGUCGGCUGGCGGAUGACGAGGUCAUUCUGAAGGUUUCGGAACUUAUUAAAACUGAUUUUGGCCUGGGUCGAAUGUGCCUCACUGACAAAAGGUUGUUUUUCCAAACGGACGUGACGAACCACUUCAAGGAGAUCGCCAAGCUACGGGAGAUCGAGCGUCUGGAGCGGUCCGAGCACGCAGGCUUCCUCAGCAGGGUCCCCACACUGCGCAUACACAAGAAGAAAAACGACAAGGACAAGGAUUCUGUGUUCACGGUAUACCUGAAGGACGACCGCAACUGGUGGUGCAUGGUGAUCCAGGAGAUGUUCUCUGGACGCGUCAUGGCCGCAGCCAUGAAAGAUGUAAUGAUGGUGCAGCUUGCAAUACAGAACGCUCUACUUAUAGACGCCGUCAUAGCCAGUGGCCAAGAGACUUUGGCGUUGCUUAACACGAAGAUUGAGAAGGUUGCCGAGAAGCUGAGCGUGUUUAGCCACAUGGUGGACCAGGGGAGGCACAUCCUGCCCGGCGACACAAGGGACGCACUUCAGACAAAACUGGACCCCAACAUCCUAGAGAAAAAGCGACAAACUGUUCAGGCGCUGCUGUAUACAUGCGGAGAUGAGCAGACCUCGCCCCGGCUGUGGUGUGGCCUGAGCGACGGCAAGAUUAAGAUUUAUGACGCCAUCUUCUGGAACCUGGAGAAAGAACUCGACCAAACAAAGCCACAUUGUAUGUGUCUCAAGGUGGUUGGUGGUACCCACGUGUGGGCGGGGUCGUCAGGCAUCUUUAUAUUCGACGUACGUGUGUUCUCGUGCAACAAGACUCUCAUGGACCACCCGGACCUCAUUUCGAGCAUAGUUCCAUACGACCAUGGCAAGUAUGUGUACACGGCAAGUCUGGAUGGCACAAUCAUCAAAUGGGAAGUCCAGCGUCUCUCCCACGCACAGGCUGUCAUCAAACAUGAACAGUUUAACGGUCUGCGCGGGCUGCAUAUGUACCACGAUAGAAUGAUAUGCCAUAAGUGGUCGACGAUAUUUAUAACUGAACUCAAUGGCAAUAUACUUCACUCUCUGCGGGUUUCACCGGAAACGAUAGCAGACAAAUCCUCGGAAGUGGAUGGAGUUUCAGUGAUAUCCAAUGGACAGAUAUGGGCUGGUGGACGCAAACAUGGUUUAGUGCACAUAUGGGACAUCACCACCGGGGAGUUGUUGUAUGUUCUUGAUACCGAUGAAAGUCCAGGCAGAAAGUCUGAUGGUAUCGCAAGCAUAGCCGAGAUCGAUAAGAAGGUCUGGAUUGGAACGAAAUCCGGUGACAUACGAAUAUUCUCAGCAAUAGACCGGAAGUUCAUCAAAAAGCUUUCUGCCCACGAAGACUGUGUAAGAGUGCUGUGUGACGUCAACGAUAGCCUUGGUGACGACGGGGGUACUUGCAUUUCAAGAUAUAUCAUAUCAGGUGGGGGCAGUGCCGACGGACGGGUGUGCAUUUGGAGCGCCAGUGUUAACACCACUGUCACAGACUCCGGCAACUUUGUUGCUAAAGUGGAUUGAAGCUCUGAGAUUUAUUCAGGACGACACACUGAUUAACUCAACACACUAGUUUAAUGAAAUACGAUUAUUUUGUAAAAAGUGCAUAUAAUUAUUGAUUUGAUUUUUGUGCCCCCGGUAGGAGGGCAUAUAGUGAUCGGACUGUCCGUCCGUCUGUCCGUCUUUCCGUCACAUUUUGCGUUUAGGUUUCGAAAAAUGCUCAUAACUUUUAUGUCCCUUGAGAUAUAACCUUCAUAUUUGGUAUGCAUGUGUAUAUGGACAAGGCCUUUCCAUACGCACACAAAUUUUGACCCCUGUGACCUUGACGUUGAACUUAGGGUCCGUGUUUAGGUUUCGAAAUCUGUGUUUAGGUUUCGAAAAACGCUCAUAACUUCUAUGUCCCUUGAGAUAUUACCUUCAUAUUUGGUAUGCAUGUGUAUAUGGAUAAGGCAUUUCCAUACGCACAAAAGUUUUGACCCCUGUUACCUUGACGUUGAACUUGGGGUCCGCGUUUAGGUUUCGAAAUCUGUGUUUAGGUUUUAAAAAAUGCUCAUGACUUCUAUGUCCCUUGAGAUAUAACCUUGAUAUUUGGUAUGCAUGUGUAUAUGGACAAGGCCUUUCCAUACGCACACAAAUUUUGACCUUAUGUGACCUUGACGUUGAACUUAGCGUCCACGUUUAGGUUUCGAAAUCUGCGUUUCGGUUUUGAAAAAUGCUCAUUACUUCUAUGUCCCUUGAUAUAUAACCUUCAUAUUUGGUAUGCAUGUGUAUAUGGACAAGGCCUUUCCAUACGCACAAAAAUUUUGACCUCUGUGACCUUGACGUUGAACUUAGGGUCCGCGUUUAGGUUUCGAAAUCUGCUUUUAGGUUUCGAAAAAUGCUCGUAACUUCUAUGUUACUUGAGAUUUAACCUUCAUAUUUGGUAUGCAUGUGUAUAUGGACAAGGCAUUUCCAUACGCACAACAAUUUUUACCCCUGUGACCUUGACCUUGAACUUAGGGUCCGUGUUUAGGUUUCGAAAUCUGCGUUUAGGUUUUGAAAAAAGCUCAUAACUUCUAUCAAGCUUUUAUAGGGGGCAUAAGUCAUCCUACUGUGACAACUCUUGUUAAAUAUGUUAUUUUUUACAUACCUGCGUCUGUUUCUUGACAUGAUAUUUUGUACAUGUGUAUUUGCAAUUAACAUGGUGCAAUGAAACCUAUUAAUGAAUCUUUCUAAGUGCAAUCUUGUAUGAUUUAAAUUAUUAACCAGGUUUUCCGAAGGAAAAAACUGGUUAUGAGAUUGGCGAAUGCGGGCGGGCUGGCUGGCGGGCUGGCGGGCGGAACAAGCUUGUCCGGGCCAUAACUAUGUCGUUCAUUGUCAGAUUUUAAAAUCAUUUGGCACAUUUGUUCACCAUCAUUGGACGGUGUGUCGCGCGAAAUAAUUACGUCGAUAUCUCCAAGGUCAAGGUCACACUUUGAGUUCAAAGGUCAAAAAUGGCCAUAAAUGAGCUUGUCCUGGCCAUAACUAUGUCAUUCAUUGUGAGAUUUUAAAAUCAUUUGGCACAUUUGUUCACCAUUAUGGGAUGGUGUGUCGCACGAAAGAAUCAUGUCAAUAUCUCCAAUGUCAAGGUAGCCACGACUAAAAAUAGAUUUUUUUUAAAAACAAACUUACAAAGGGGGUUUAUUUUGUUUGUUCAUUUCAAAAGUUCAGUUUGAGUUUUCUCCCUUUAUCAGAUUUUUUUUUCACAAUGAAAACCUGGUUUUGUGACAAUUUUGUCCCUUGUUUUUUUUAGAAUGAUCCUCGUUCUGAGAAAACCUAUGUAAUGCGUACUCCUAAUGAUUUAUAUCCCACUCUAUUGAUCUUGCUGAAAUCUUAACAGUGGAAUGGCCUUUACUUUUAGAUGAUCAUAAAGGAAGGAAUAUUGACUCUGACCUGUUGUGGUUGAACUAUGACCCUUUGUAGUUGUUAUACUGUUUAAUAUAUUGUAAGGGUGCAGGAUCACGUGACUCUGUAGGGUUCCCAAUUAAAAGUUAAUGGUUGUAAACACACACGUAAGUGCUGUUUUUUGUCCCCUACCGGUGAAACCGGAAGGGACUUAUGAUUUGCGCUAUGUCUGUCUGUCUGUCUGUCUGUCUGUCUGUCUGUCUGUCAGUCUGUCCGUCACACUUUUCUGGAUCCUGCCAUAACUUUAAAAGUUCUUCAUAUUUUUUUCACGAAACUUGAAACAUGGAUAGAUGGCAAUAUGGAGAUUAUGCACGUCAUUUCAUUUUGUUCCUACGUCAAGAAUACUGGUUGCUAUGGCAACAAAUAAAAAAUAUUUACUGACAAUGGUGGAGUUUCACCGCUAGGGGACCAUAUUGCUUGGCAAUCUCUUGUUCCACAUAACUUUUUAGAACAAUUUUCCUUAAGCAUUUCAACAAGUGUAUAAAUGACAGAUUUUUAUGCUGCUUAUGGCAAUGUGAAAUACUUCAUAAUAUUUAAUAAGCCUGUGUUCUUGUUAAGAAAUGCCAUGUAUACUGCACAAUUAUGCUUCACGCAACAUGAAAUUGUGUCAUCGAUUUCAGACGUAUUCAACGAUUUAUUCUUAUACCUUAAGCUAUCGGCACAAACUGCAAGGCAAACUGUCUUUUAUGCCCUACAGAGUUUUGCAAAUGUAUUUCAAUCACUUGAGAUAUUUGCAAAAACAGUUCUUAACGACUUGUUUACAUUAUGUCCAGCCCGUGUGUAAAUCCCUGAAAACCCCUUUGAUUCUGCAUCCUGAUUGUUGAUUUGUCUGUGUCCGAACAUGUAUUGCGACAGGAAUCAGUGUAUGCGACACUUCUCUUGUAUACAUAUAAUGUGUGUAGUUGUAGUUUACAUUUUAUUAAACACAUGUGUAUAUUCUUUUUAUAAACAGAAUAAAUACACAAAAGAUAA